GUUGGAGCUACGAGCCAAAAACUGCAAAGGACUAUUACUAAUUUACAAAAAAAAAACCCCAAAAGGAUACCCUCUUAAAAGAGCACAAUGAACCGAAAUUACAUUGUCAUACUUCAGCUGCUGGGAGUUCUGGUAGUGCUUACCUACGCCAGUGCAAUCCCCAAAUACGAAGAUAGCCAUAAGUUCUAUGCGGAUAAGGCGCGGGAUAGAUCUUACUAUAACGAAAACAAAACCCAGCCCAGUGAACCGCAGACAGCUUCUACGAAGGAUAGACUGGAACGCCUGGGCUAUACCACUGGCUACGGAUCCCUAAAUGGUUAUCCGGGCGGUACUGGACUAUCCGCCUACAAUCCCAUAAAACUGGACCUGGGCGGCGUUGUCUUGGGAACUCUCGUGGGCAUUGGCGCCAUUAUACUGAUUCCCAAGAUUCUUUCCGCUUUCCAUGGUGGUUAUGGAGGCUACGGCCGCAGCGAGGACAGUGACCUAACACCACUGAGCAGCAUGAUCAAUAAGAUAGACGAUGUUCUGGGCCAGAAUAACAUUGACUCAACGAGUUGCAUGCAACGUGCUGUGUGUGGUUAUGUUCGCUCUACGGAGUACAACAUGAAGAUUGGUUCCUCAGACCAGAUGGACGAAUUUAUUCAUAUGCUAGCGGAAAAUUCCCUGGUGGAUUACCUCCUCGAUGGAACGGCUAUAAAGGAGGCAUUGGAGCAUGGAAAGCGAGCCAAUGAUCGCGCCUGUGAGGAGGUGUACUCCAAUUGUCCGCUGGACAGUAAAUCAGCUACGGAUAUUCUAAUGAAGCUGAUGCCAAAGAAAAACCCACAAGGAAAAGGAAAAUCAUCUGGAAUUUCCCGAGAAAAGAAGGUUUAGUUAAUGUUAUUCGCUGAAAGUUUAAAAAGAUUGUUCUCCAUUUGCAUACAACCAAAUAUUUUCCCAACAUAUAA
Messenger RNA from Drosophila mauritiana, 944 nucleotides. RefSeq lists its product as uncharacterized. The record is from RefSeq and is a predicted model, not a curated record. The transcript has 5 exons. Bases 88 to 870 code for a protein of 260 amino acids. Lineage: Eukaryota; Metazoa; Arthropoda; Insecta; Diptera; Drosophilidae.